GUAACGAUGGUCCGAAGAAAUCAGCAUUCUCGAUCUUUACAAAUGGGAAUUAUUCUGUACUCAAGAGUAUACGUGGUCAAAUAUCAUCCUACCAGAAGAACUCAUCGCAUCUAAAAAGAACUAUUCCAUUACCUACUUGCAUCCACCCAGUAAUUAUUAGUAAUGCAUCGGCGGCUCGACUCCGGCCCGACGUCUCUUUCGUGACGUUAGACGAGGUGUGCUGGCAGACCUUUGGAGAUACCAUGUCAACCGUCGGUAAGAUGUCCCGACUUAGCAACAAGCUUCUUAGGGAGAUGAACGUGACUGCCGUCUUGAAGGAAAGGAACCAGACAGCUGAUGAGGUGUUCCAUGACCUUGGGCUCAUGAUAGACGUGGAGGGGUACAUUUACCAACCAGGGGGGCAUUGGAAGCCCGUCGAUUGUGAUCCCAAAUGGAAAGUUGCAUUGGUGGUUCCAUUUCGAGAUCGAAUCGACCAUCUUGCCAUAUUCCUUCGUCAUAUGAUACCAAUCCUACAGCUGCAGAAACUAGAAUUCUCCAUUUUUGUUGUCGAACAGAAUAACAACAUGAGUUUCAACCGAGCAAUGCUACUCAACGUCGGGUUCCUGGAAGCCUUGAAGCUAACACGAUACGACUGCUAUGUAUUCCACGAUGUCGACCACCUGGCCCUCAACACAAACAACUACUAUGGAUGCGAUUCCAUGCCACGACAUUUCAUCUCUGGCGAUGACUACUGGGAUUACCGUUUACUCUACGAUUCCCUGUUCGGCGGAGUCACAGGUCUUACCACAUCACAGAUGCGACACGUGAACGGUUUCUCAAAUAUGUACUGGGGGUGGGGUGCAGAGGACGAUGAUAUCUACAAGAGGGUACUUGCUAAAGGAUAUUUUCGAUCAAGGCCGGAGGGGUCGGUCGGUUACUACAAUACUAUACACCAUGAUCACAGUAUAGCGGCAGCAUCACCGGAACUGUUAUGUCUUCUAGAAUACAGCUACGAACGUACUGAAGACGAUGGUCUGAAUAGCAUAACAUACCAAGAGCCCGACAUCGAAUUGACUCCUCUAUUUACUAAGAUAUCAGUUGAUAUCCGCAAACAGGCCUGGAAAGAAAAGUGGACCAAGUGCGACCCCUUGCCGUACGCCACUCAAAAUCACCAAAAUGACGGUAGCGAGCAGAACGGUAAUGAAAUGGUUUGAUUGUGACCGGAAGACAUGGGGAGCAUUUUCAUCAACAUUUUACGUCCGACAAGUUGUCAGAUCUGAUAACUUUCCUUGAUUUUGAUUGGAUGAGAAGCCCAGUACCUAUGGUAACUGUCGGGUAAAACAAGACUUGUCAGAUGAAACGUCAUGAACGUUCGCUAGGAUAGACAAAGAGAAGGCGUAAAAAGGGAAUUUCACACAAAAGCAGAAGAAGGUGGAGGAAAAAAAGUAGGAGGAGAUGUGUUUUCAAUUUUCUAUUACAGACGGAAGUACUGUUAAUUGCAUAAGUAGGGGAAGGCGGUUAAGAUGAGCAAUUUUUUGCUUUUUGCAUGUUAGGACUGAUACAACUAAUAAUCUUGUAGAAAUAAGUACCUUGCAAAAAUAAAAAUUUAGUUCUUGGGAAUCAUUUUUACCUACAUGAAAAUUUCUAACACUGAAAGGCACUGUCAUCUUUGAAACAAAUGAUGUCAAAUGGCUCAACUUGCCCCACCCAUGGGGUAAAUUGAGCCACCUUCUGGGGUAAAUUGAGCCACAAAAAACUUUGUACCAAAGCUAUAGGGCAAGAACCAGCCUGACUUUUUUAUGUAAAAAUCUUUUCACUUGCUAAUUCUCUAUAUACUAAAAUCCUCCAAAAGUAAUUUAUGACUGUCUUGUGAAUUUGGUCCCUUACACAGUAAAAAAAAUAGCACGUUGUUUAAGCCUGUCACUCUAUAACAACAGGUUAUUUAAACUGUUUUGUAAUUGUUUAAACUUUUUAAACAACUUGUUUAAAAACUUUAAACAACUUGUUUAAAAAGUUUAAACAGUUGUUUUAAAAAAGUCUAAACAUUUGUUUAAAAGUUUAAACAGUAGUUGUUAGAGUGACGGGCUUAAACAACGUGCUUAAAAUUUUAAACAGCGUUUUUACAGUGUAUGCCUGCAUAUCAAUGGCCUUUUAAGGUUUGUUUGUUUCAUAAAGGCCUAUACAUUAUUAUAUCCCUUACUUAAGAUUGUUGUAUUCAGAGUGUACACAAGGAGAAAAAAAAUAGUUUUACUACGAAAAGCGUUUGCCAUGAAAUAGUUCAUUUUCCUUGCUGACGUCACGCAUAGUCAAUUUUUUUCCCUAGGGAAAAAGUUAACUAUACGUUUUUUUGACCCCCCCCCCCCACCUCGAUUCGCGAGCUGUGCGGCGCGAUGCGAGCAGAACGCUGCUCAGCCAAACGGUACUCUCUACUGCAUGCCACGGGCAACUUUCGGCGAGCUGCACUAAGGCGUGUUGUCAAAAGUGUGUGUGCGUUUUUUCCUUUAUAUUCCACGGCGAAACCGCUGAGCGUGACAUUGUCCAUUUUCUUACCUACGGGUCAGUGCUCUUGCCAUUCAAGACGCCAUCGUGCACUUUUGCAGCGAAAACGGAAGCGUGCGCUUUUAUCUUUUCUUUUGACGCCCCCCGGCUGGCUCUCCGAUAAGAUGUUUUUGCAUGAGCGCCCUCUAUGUCCACGAUAUCGGCAUUUUAGGCAAACUAUUGAACACCCCAUCUCUAGUCACUGAUCUGAAUAUCGUUGUGUCCUUGUAUCUGUGUGCCUAGUCCAGUGGGGUAUAUAUUUUCCAAAGUUACACUUUCACAAUUUCUUUUGAUAAUUUUUCGUUUCGGGUUUCAGCAUAUGACAAACUUCAGUUAGAUUUAGAUUUAAUUUUUUAAUAGAACAAUAAAGCUUUAGCCCUUUAGCAUGUUGUUUUAUUUUGAAGAAUAUACCGUUAAAUUAUUGACUUUCUAAAAGUAAGUAUUUACGCGCGGGUAAGAUUUCUUUCAUCACACUGAGCCCACACAGUCAGCAUUGUCGGGUGAAAAGGAAAAAUAUGGAAUUUUCCUUAACAUCUUUGGAAACAAAAUGCAAAACCCCUCGCAAAAAUUGCAAUAUAAAUCAUACCUGGGUCCAAAAAUGAGGGCAUUUAAAUGUAUACAUUGAAACGCUACUGUGGC
Molecule: messenger RNA, 3156 nt
Organism: Lytechinus pictus (painted urchin)
Lineage: Eukaryota; Metazoa; Echinodermata; Echinoidea; Temnopleuroida; Toxopneustidae
Product: beta-1,4-galactosyltransferase 6-like
Exons: 7
Coding region: 243-1193 (316 amino acids)
Biological process (GO): carbohydrate metabolic process
Cellular component (GO): Golgi apparatus
Molecular function (GO): UDP-galactose:glucosylceramide beta-1,4-galactosyltransferase activity
Source: RefSeq, a predicted model, not a curated record